This is a messenger RNA of Brachypodium distachyon (stiff brome), 1320 nucleotides long. RefSeq lists its product as uncharacterized. The transcript has 4 exons. Bases 1 to 1164 code for a protein of 387 amino acids. The record is from RefSeq and is a predicted model, not a curated record. Lineage: Eukaryota; Viridiplantae; Streptophyta; Magnoliopsida; Poales; Poaceae.
AUGCUUGUACAGCCGGAAGAGCCAAUUCGGCUCUCCUCCAGCGACAAGAAGCUAAGCCGUGAAGUGUAUAUUCUGCAGCGAGUCCAAAAAAAUUACCCACUGCCAUCCAUAAGUGAUACCGUUUCGCUUCUUUUUCUUCCCCAGCCCUGCGAAGACCACGCGUUUUCUCCUAUCUCACAUCGAGAGGAGACAGAAACCCGUGAGCGUCUAGGGUUCCAGCAAGUCGCCGCUCCUCUGCCGCCUGUCCGGCCGCUCCCUGCGUCCGCCCUCGUCUUGCUCCAGCACAACAACUCGACCCCCCCCCAUCCUGAACCCCGCUUCCUCUGGACAGUCUGCCGGCGGCGAGGCAAUAUUCCGGUGAGGCGCAGCUCCUUGUUUCUUCUUCCCGUGUCCCGGUCUGAGGAGGACUCGAAUCGCAUCCCCGACCAGCAAGCCACCCCCUUUUGUGCUGCUCACGGCCGGCCGAAUCUUUUCCUGAGGAUCGCGAUUGCAUUUUACUCAAAAAAGAAUAUACAUGGUUCGGAGUUGAAAAAUGCAACUACUGGACUUGGAUGGCUUGAUGAUAGGCAAACGGUUGAUUGUUCUAAAGAAUGGUGGGAUGAACACAUUGAGAGAUGCAACAAUGCUGAAAAGGGUAUCAAGUGCAACGAUAUGAAGUUUAGAAAGCAUGGAGUGAAGCAUUUGGAUGAUUUGCACAUAAUGUUUGCUAAGAUACAUGUAACAGGUUCAAGUGCAGGCUGUCCUGGAGAUGUGUCCAGUGCUAAUGACAGUGAUGAGGAUGUGAUUGUGGUGCAGCAAACUAAUGAUAGUCCUGAAAUAAAGUUAGCUCCUUUGAAGAAACCAAAAACAAGCAAGAAGCGCAAGGAAUCCUCAAAUGCAAGCGAAGAGAAAGAUGAGAAAAAUCCCUUCUAUAGGUCGUACAAGAGCACUUGUGGUAGGAUCGGAGCUGCAGCUGACAAUAUAUCCUCAAGUGUUCAAGCAUCAUCAGCUCCUCAUCCAACCAGCCAUGUCCCUAGUAUUGCAGAUGUCAUGCAAAUGGUCAAAGAUUGUGGGGUGCAAGUAGGAACUGCUUUGAUGCACACAGCCACCAUGUUGAUCAUGAAGCCUGAUUUCAGAGAGAUAUUCAGUAAGCUUCAGACAAAAGAAGGGCGAUUGAUUUGCUAGAGAGAGAGCCGAAGAAGAGCAUGUAGAAUCCUUUUUUCUGUUGUUGUUUGCUGUGAACCGCUAUUGUGUCGUGUUGACAAGGAUUAUUUUCUGUUCUUGAGAACCGUUAUUUUCUGUUGUUGAGAAUCGUUAUUGUGUUUUGUUGAGAACCGUUAU